UUUUGAAGUGAAGUGACGCGGUUCCGGAAUCCGAUUUGUUGUUGAUAUUUAUUUGAUUAUCUUUCAACAAUUUUCCGAGUUCCUGCAGUUAAAUUUGUCACUCCCUUCGUAAUUAGUGCCGACUCUGCCAUUCUGUAGCUGACCAAUGUCUCCCGUGUAGUUAAAAAUCUAUAAUCAUGGCAUCAGUGACGAUGCAGAGAGAUCUUGUAGUGAACCUGAAAAGGGAGACUUUUUCAAAUGUGGGGAUCCUCAGCAAGCUGCAGCAGAUGCCUUCAGACCUAUCAAGGCAGGUUUUCAAAGAGAAUGCGCUCGAAAAGCCCACACAGAACGUGUUCAACCAUUUAUCUUAUUACUUGGUGUCAAUCAUCGAUCCGCAGGUUUGCGACAAGUUUUCGUGGCCUUUAUAUGAUACGAAGACCGAGAGAACGUAUAGGGGGCAGUUGUCUGCGUUUAUAAACGAUUAUAGCUCUAAAGGACUGGUGGCUCCGGUUAUGUCGUCGUAUCUGGUGAAUCCAGGAUGCUACAAGGUCACCAUGCUGAUUUUCCAGUUGUCCCAGCUUGCGGUACAGCGAUUGCUUGUGUCUAAAAUGAAUAAUAAACAGAAAGAUUUGUACAGCACCAUGACAGACAGAUACAAGAACAGUUCUGAAGAAUUUCUUGAAGUUGUUGAGAAGGAAACACACUACAUGAAAAGUAAAUUCUCCAAUUACUUGCGCAAAAGAGAAGCUAUGGAAAAAAUGGCUGCUAUAUUCCGUGAGAGAAUCACUUCAAUGGAAAAGGUAUUAUCUGAAACGAAAGCCCAGGAAUAUAUCAACAACUUAGUUGACGGUUACAUCAGCCAAAGAGAUUUUGAUGAAAAUACCAAAAAUGAGUUGCUGAAAAUUAAAAACGUAAACGUACCAGCUCCUAUUUUCAAUGACUGGUUAUUGUACGUUGAUGAACAAAUGAAAGAACUGGAGUGCAAGUGGACAGAGAAAGUGUGUCCGUUCCUAAAAAUAUGUAUGGAGACUCGUGAUAGUACAGAGGCGUUAAUAGCUAGAUGUACGGGGGAGGCAGACCGCAGCUCUUUUAUGGUAGAGUAUAACCACAAAACGGAUGAAAUCGACACGAAAGAGUUGCAAAGUCAAGUGAAUAGUCAGCAAAAGUAUAUUUUAAUGAACAUUGUGCGAGAUGAGAAGCUCUACUUUCCUAAUUUGGUUCGAAGCUUUUUAAUAUCAAUAUGCUACAUACUCAAGGAUACAGAAAUUGAUGAUGAUAUUUUCAAGUUCAACAAAUAUUUGGAGAGUGGACGCAGAGAUUUUAAUGAAGUUGUGUCAGCGAUGAGGAUACUCAAUAACCGAGUAUUGAAUGCAGAAGCUAGACUAGAGCCAUCGCCGACGCUGUUAGAUCAGUCAUCAAUAUCAAUCAAGGAGUAUGAAAUACCACCACUGCCAGACCUCUCUGAUCUGAAAGCUACAAGAGAGCAUCCAAGCCUUCACUUCAACACCUUCACACCGAUCAGUAUGUCCAAACACCAGUUCAACUUACGUAGAAAGCAUAAUUCGUUUAGUUACUCAACAAAAUCAAACUACCAAACAAAUCAACCCAAAUCGAUGUUCGCGACGCCAUUCCAACCAGGGCCUCGUGACGACUUCCUGAAGAAUCUCUCUUGCCGUGUCAGUUCCUAUUGCCCUGAUGUCAGCCAAAACUUCCACAAUCUAUCAGUCAUAUCACAAGUAAAUCCUCGUGGCAAUGAAACAAUAGCUGAAUGUUCAGGGUUCACGAAACAACAAAUAAUGAGGCUUUUAUCCACCAAAAAGUCUAGCAGCUCGAAGAAAAUGAAGCAAAAGAUGGAGAGGCCAAGUUUGAACGUCAAAAAGGGUGGUUUGUUCAAUGAAUCCAGUACAUCGAACGAGAGCAAUGGAUUAUUCCGAAGCUACUCAUCCCCAAAUCUUUUUGAGAACAGAGAAAAGAGGUCCUUCACUAAAUCAGGUAAAAGGAAGCUGUCGAUUAUGCCUGAAGAUUGUCCUUCGCUUCUUGAAGUAUCUGGCAUUGCAGCGUUAGAGAAAGAUGACAUGUUUGGCACCCCUGAAGGAAUUCCACAUUUAGAGAACUCCAGGAAACUAAUGGAUGCUACCAGUUUACCUGUAAUAUGCAUCACACCAGAUAUUGAAUCAAAAACUAAAGAUCCAUCUGCAGAAAAGGUGAUAGAUUUCAAUAAAGUUAUUGAGGCAGAUUUAUCUGAUAUAGAGCCAGUAUUAAAAGAGCCUAAGAAAAGUUUUGAGACUAAAGUGGAGGAAUUAAAGACUGAAACACCUAAGAAUACCAGCCAGCUUAUAAGGAAAACGAGUUCGUUGGAAAAAAUCAUCAAUAGGUUUAAGAAAGUUCGCGCGAAUGUGCUGCCAUCUGAUAGCAACGAUGAGGCUGGAGAGUUUAAGACUAUUGUUGAAGAGAAGGAGAAUACGAACUCGGUCAACGUUGAUGUAUUCACAGCAAACAAGAUUCUAUUGCCUGAUCUGUUAAGUCCAAGUUGCAGUGCUCUGUCCAUCAAGUCUACGGACUAUUUAGACCAGUUUUGUAUGGAAUUAGAAGAGAGGGAGCAAAGAAAACCGCGUCAAAGUCUUGGAACAGCGCUGGGCGUUGAUAACACGUUCUUAGAUCAAUUUGAUUUGAUAGAUUAACAUUAUCAUUGAAUUACUAUUACACACUACCUAUUACUAUUUUAAGCAAUGAUAGUUGCUGCAGUUAGUACCUAUACAUAUAAUUAGAUGUUGCAGCAUGCAUAUUUUUGAACUAUUAUUAUUAACAAUAAAAUGCAUAAUUUAAUGCACUGUACUGUUUCUAAAAAGAAUUAUGUAGCAAGAAAUACUAAUAUUUUUACUAAUUCAUGUAUUCAACUAACUCAUGUUAAGUGCCUAAUGUAUCCAAAUAUAUAUUUUUAAACAUUUUUCAUUAUCAUCGAUAAAUUAUUUUCAUAACUCAUAUUAACAUCAUUAUGUUAUUUCUUGUUGUUAAAGAAAAGUAUUUGUAUAGUAAAUUGUUAUUUUUGUGCUGUAAAUA
Messenger RNA from Ostrinia nubilalis (European corn borer), 3039 nucleotides. RefSeq lists its product as uncharacterized. The transcript has 2 exons. Lineage: Eukaryota; Metazoa; Arthropoda; Insecta; Lepidoptera; Crambidae. The record is from RefSeq and is a predicted model, not a curated record. The coding region runs from base 177 to 2660 and encodes 827 amino acids.